This is a messenger RNA of Paramormyrops kingsleyae, 5756 nucleotides long. RefSeq names its product Kv channel interacting protein 2 (gene kcnip2). Lineage: Eukaryota; Metazoa; Chordata; Actinopteri; Osteoglossiformes; Mormyridae. The record is from RefSeq and is a predicted model, not a curated record. Gene Ontology annotation, cellular component: voltage-gated potassium channel complex. Gene Ontology annotation, molecular function: calcium ion binding; potassium channel regulator activity. Gene Ontology annotation, biological process: regulation of potassium ion transmembrane transport.
ACCCGCGUCUCACUCGGCGGCUGCAGACAGUCUUUCCCCGCUGUCGUAUUAAUUGGCCUCCGUCUGUUUCCCGAGCCGGACGCCAACAGCUGCGCAUCGCCUGGCUUCAUUUUCAUUCGGCUGCUUCAGCCCGAGCGCCGUGCGCCUCGCAGCGCUUAUUUGCGCGGCAGGUCUCCACUCCGCCGAGGCUGUAACACUUGUUACCGCGGCCGCCGCACCAGUAACGGCGCACCUGAGUUGAGUUCAGACAUCCCGCGGUCCGCGGAGAGCCGCCGAGCCCGUGAUCCGCCCACGGAGCGGCCGCGAAGUUCAGUUCGUCUCUGAAUGCAAUACUUACAGCAGCUCGACUGCCGGCGAUGCGUGAGCUAGAAUACAAGGACGGGAGUGGUUGUUCCGUUUUACCCUGAAUUUUAUAUAGAAUUGAUAGAUAGGCUGUUUGGUAAUAAUUCGAAAUCAUCCCCGGCGCGGCCAAGUUGCUGUGCUGUGCUGCACCGCGAUAUUUCCGUGGAGAAAAAAUAACCAAGGCGGUAAAAUAUAUACAACAGUAUAAUAAUAACCGGUGUCAUAUUUUUUUGCCAUAUUUAUCGAAUUGUGCAGUUGAGGUAGUUUUCAUUAUAAGGGAAAAAAAUACAAUAUUUUUUAUUUAAAAACCAGUUGGUGAGAGAUGAAGGCGAAAAACAGGGAUCAGAGCUUUUCAGAUUCAAGGGAACUGGACGGCUCCUACGACCAGCUCACCGGUAACCCUUCCUCCAGCCAAAACAAAAAAACCAUAAAGCAGAGAUUCCUCAAACUGCUGCCGUGCUGUGGGCCGAGCUCCACCCCCACAGUCAGUCAAUACAGUGUGGAGGACGACUUUGAGCUCUCCACGGUGUGUUACCGGCCCGAGGGCCUCGACAAGCUGCUGGAACAGACCAAGUUCACCAAGAAGGAGCUGCAGAUUCUCUACCGGGGCUUCAAAAACGAGUGCCCCAGUGGAAUCGUCAAUGAGGAGGCAUUCAAGCUCAUCUACUCGCAGUUUUUCCCCCAGGGAGAUUCCAGCACAUAUGCACACUUCCUUUUUGAAGCAUUUGACACUAACAAGAAUGGCUCUGUCAGUUUUGAGGACUUUGUCAUGGGCCUGUCCAUCAUCCUCAGGGGCUCCAUUAAUGACCGGCUGAACUGGGCCUUCAACCUAUACGACCUCAACAAGGAUGGUUGUAUUACCAAAGAGGAGAUGCUGGACAUCAUGAAGUCCAUCUAUGACAUGAUGGGCAAGUGGACUUAUCCAUGCAUGCAGGACAAUGCCCCCAAGGAGCACGUGGAAAACUUCUUCCAGAAAAUGGACCGUAACAAUGACGGAGUGGUGACCAUCGACGAGUUCAUCGAGUCGUGCCAAAAGGAUGAAAACAUCAUGCAGUCCAUGCAGCUCUUCGACAACGUCAUCUAAAGCGUUUCCAUGGAGACAGGACGUCGGCUGGGGCGAGCUUUUCAGUGCAUGCCGUCCGGGCUCCUUCCUGGCCCGUGUUAGACCAGACUCUGCCUCCCCCCAGCCCCACCAUUCCCCAUCAGCCUUGCCAAAACUCCUAAGCCCCCGGCCCUAGUCCUCCCGACCUCGCUGAGGAUAGCAGCCUUUGUCAUUCCGGUUCGUCACACGAUCCCCCAAAUGCGGAAAAUCUGGCAGGAAGAGGUUUUCGCAGCCAGCUUCACAGUCAUCCUCGUUAUGUCCCCAGAGAGACCUCUCUUCUCAUUGCGUCCCCAGAGAGACCUGUCUCCUCGUUAUGUCCCCAGAGAGACCUGUGUCCUCGUUAUGUCCCCAGAGAGACCUGUCUCCUCGUUGCGUCCCCAGAGAGACCUGUCUCCUCGUUAUGUCCCCAGAGAGACCUGUCUCCUCGUUGCAUCGCCGGCAGCCUCCUUGCCCUUUGGAGGUCAGGUGACUCGCACAAAGCUUGAGGGGUUCGGGGUCGUGGAAGGGUUAGGUCAUACUCUAGUCAUGGCGGAGCAGUUCCCGACAUUCCAUCUGAAUAAUCUGGAAAAACCAGCAGCCAUCUUCAGCAGCAAGUCCAUUGUUCUUUUUCUUUUUUCACACCAUCGUGAUGUGCCCUGCUGUCGUGUAGACGCCUUCGUCACUUUUUGGCUCAAUGGCCGUUACCAGCCUAUUGUUCACCCAUUCAAUCAGUCGAUUGAUCUAGCACGGUAAAGUAUUAGUGAGCGGUUACGUGAUUGUUUAGCAGCGCCAAUCCCACCCCCAGUGAUAGUUAUAUAUGACACAACCCACAGGAAUGUCUUCCAAGACAUUCACACUCAGUCUCCUGCAUAAUAUACCCUUAACUGUUGUUUAGGGUUAACUGAUUUCAAACUCUAUAUGUGCUCCUCUAAAGCAUAAGAAACGUGUUAUAUGACCAGAGAAUGGCUUUUAGGACCAAUAAAGGGUCCUUGGGUUUGCACAUCCAUCAAGCGUCACAAUGAAGUAGUGGACAGCCGGACAGAUCUGUGAGAUGUCGAGGUCCGGCCCAGACAGCCGGAAAGGAUCUGCAAGACGUCGAGGUCAAGCGUAGACAGCCGCAAGGAUCUGCAAGACGUCGAGGUCCAGCCCAGACAGCCGGAAGGAUCUGCAAGACGUCGAGGUCAAGCGUAGACAGCCGGAAGGAUCUGCAAGACAUCGAGGUCAAGCGUAGACAUCCGGAAGGUUCUGCAAGACUUCGAGGUCCAGCGCAGACAGCCGGACAGAUCUGCAAGACGUCGAGGUCCAGCCAAGACAGCCGGAAGGAUCUGCAAGACGUCGAGGUCCAUCGUAGACAGCCGGACAGAUCUGCAAGACGUCGAGGUCCAGCCCAGACAGCCGGAAGGAUCUGCAAGACGUCGAGGUCCAGCCCAGACAGCCGGAAGGAUCUGCAAGACGUCGAGGUCCAGCGUAGACAGCCGGACAAAUCUGCAAGACGUCGAGGUCCAGCGUAGACAGCCGGACAGAUCUGCAAGACGUCAAGGUCCAGCCCAGACAGCCGGACAAAUCUGCCAGACAUGGAAGAUUGGCACUAACAAGGCAGCCGCUCUGUUGAAGGCCCCCUACCGAAGUGAACAUCUCAGCUGUGUGGCUUUCACAGUACGUGUCCAAAAGAGCUCUGUCCAUUCUGUAAAUGUUACGACCUGUGAUCAUGUUAAUUUUAGGGUGUGCGUUGUUGGUGCUGCUUUUCCACACAGGCCGCAUUUCCCUGGCGGGGCUUUUACUUACUGAAGACUGUGUUCCCCAUGUGUUCCUAUACAUGCUGUAGGUCUCAGUUAGCACUGAAGCUAAAAUUACCAAUGUCCCAUUCAGUGUCUUAUGGUCACUUAUGAGCAGGCAGGGUUUUUGUGGUGCCUAGAUCAAAGAUGGCGUUGAGGAGAGCUCUGGAUUUUAUUUUGAGCUUGGAGUUGGGUGAUAGGCGUCAACGGCGGCCAUUUUGCUGAACGCCAAUGGAAGUUGCCCCUUUCCUUGGCACUUCCAGCUUUCCCAAAUGGGACCAAGGGACCCGUACGGUGAAAAGAAAGCUGCCGGCUCGUCAGAGAAUGUUUCAGAGCCAGACACGUUAAAAUAUCCAACGGAAGGGAGGGGGGAAAAGUGAUCUUGAAGGACGCUAUAUAAAUUAGAAAAGUAUUCAUUGAAUAAUUGAAUUGUCUUACAGCCUUUGUUCAUUUGAGAAAUGAAUGGAGGUUAAUUGAUGUAUUUGAGCUAUACCACACAGCCUUUUGCGACCGCUUAUAUAUGACGGGAUACAGCUAGCGGCCCAUAAUCUGCAUCACAUUCCUCACUUCUAUGGUAGGAGAAGUUCUCUGUCUACAUGUCCAUGGCCGAUGCCUUUGGUCCACAGCUCAGCCCAGCAUUUGGCUGUAACACGGUUUAUUUUAAGCACGCACUCUCGCAGGGUGUCCCCGAAAAAAGGCGACGCCGAUCGACAGUGUCUUACGCCGGACGGUCGCACCAGCCGGUGGCGGGAGAAGCCGCAGCCAUUGGGCGUCAGUGAAAUAUGGACGUGUGAAACAGACACUUCCGAGCUCUGCAGACACAUCGCCAGCCCGCUGAGCUGCCGAGAUACCCGCCGUCUCCUAACGCGACUGAUGAAUCGCUUUCCGAUUGGCUGCUCACAGCUUGGCAGAAAUGAUCAUCCACGAGAGGGGCAGUUCCCUGUAGGACCUUUUCUGAUGGACUCCGUCAGCCGCAGCCAUAAGCGACUGACUUUGUUGUCUUCCCAGGACUCUCCUUAUUAUUUGCUGACAUGUUUUGGAUCCAUACGUUUCUCACCAGUCCUGACAGUGAUCAGAUUUUCUUUCAAUGAUUUCAUGUUGACAAGUGAGUUCAUUAUGCAAACAACCUAACCUUCCUUCAUAAGAACAAUGGCUCAAGCUGUAUUUGUAAGAAAAUACUUCUUGUGUGGCCGCCCACAGAUAAACAAUUGAAAUAACAAGAAAUUACUUUCAUUUUCAUUGAUAUAAUGAAAUAAACACAGUAAUCUAGAUAUAAAAACAAUGAGAUGUCUAAUAUUCUAAUCAUUACGUUUUAUCAUGAGUAACAAAAUAAGUUUUAUCAUAAAAAUAACAAAGAUUAGUAUCAUUGCAAUGUAGCUGCCCACCCAGCACACAAUUCUUUCAGCGUUGCUAACCAUUCUAUUCAUUCUGUUUCUAUGACAACCAAAACCAUUGAAAUCAACAGUUUGGGAUACACAAUGUUGCUAUUCUUCAGCUUCCCCAGGUAUAAACGUAGGAAGAUCAGGCCAGCAGGAGUAACAUAUUAGAUGGCUCCGAUCGUUCCGAAACGUCCUCGCAGCAUUUGCACAGCAUAACUGGAUUACCAGAGACACAGUCCUAGGGCCCGAGACUGACAUGAGAAUGUGAAUUAUACCUGAGCUGUGACUGACACCUGAUGGGACAUAUUUGGGGAUGUUACGUGAUAGCGGAUAAGGUUGAGAAUGGAAUCUCCAGGAGUGGAAGGCAGUGAGGCUUCGAAGUAGGAGUUGGGCACUAAACCAGCAGCUUUCUACCAGAAAUUAGUGAAAAGUCUUCCAUGGCACAUUGAGGGCCAAAGGCAGGGUGAGGCGUUUCUCAUUUCUCUACAUGACCACAUGUGCUGCUUGACCCUCGGUAGGUUAGUAUUCCGCUCCACUCCCGUCUUUAUUAGAGGGGUUCAGGUUCCAUAGUGUGGAACCGGAGUUUAGAAACCUGAGAAACCCGAGAACAUGGACCAGUCGGCCCAUUUCUUGCUUAUUUUCCAAAGCACUUAAACCUAGUACGGGGUAGUGGCAAUUUGGGGGGGUGUCUUGUUGGUAUUAGAGGUGUUGGGCUUCCAGUAAUAGGGGUGGGGGGGGGUCUUCGGUGACAUGCACCAUUUCAUAGUUAUUGUGUCAUGGGAUGUCAUUCUGGUGACUUCUGUUCUUCUGGAGGGGAAGGGAGAUCUUUCACCGAAGACUUCCUUGCACUAGAUCAGUGUUUCCCAACCCGGUCCUCAGGAACUCCCAGGCGGUUCACGUUUUUUUAAAAAUGUGGACUGUCUGGGAGGGAACUAAAACCUGGACUGUCCGUGGGUUCCCGAGGGCCGGGUUUGGAAGCGUUACACUAGAUGACUGUAGUUUCUGGCCCCUGUAGGUCACUCUGUCUAUUCUCGCAUGCCGUGUGUCUCAAUGACUCCUGAUAACCGUUGUUAUUUCCUGUGUGUCUAGUUGACUGGCCGUCACUGACUGCUUCGCCUUUGAAUGUGUGUAUGAUUUUGUACAGAAGACAAUAAUAAUAAUUAAAAAAAAAUCACUGUU